AUGGGCAACCAAACCCACCCAGUCGACUCCACCGUCGAGGAGGACCAGGACCUCGAGCAGCAGCGCCGCCACACCACCGCCCACGCCGCCUCCUCCUCCUCAGGCAACAUCGAGCCAGACGACCCCAUCGCGCCCUCCGCAGCCCCCGACGGCGCCGCCCUCUCCGAGCUCGAGCAGGACAGCCGGCCCUCGACCCCGCGCUUCAUCCAGGACGAAGGCUCCUGGAAGCGCUGGAAGUGGGUGCCCUACCCCGUCCGCCGCGCCCUCCGCGCCGCCGCCCGCUGGGCCCAGGGCCCCCCCGACGGCGGCCGGCCCUGGCGCAUCCACCCGAUCUUCCCGGAGGUGCAGCACUGGCCCAUCAAGCUGCUCGACCGGCGCGUGCCCAGGCGCCGCCACCGCGCCGGCCUCGUGGUCCUGUGGCUCGGCCUCUGGCUCAUGACCUUCGCGCUGGUGAUGCGCGCGGGCCUGCAGGCGACCGAGAUCGCCGGGUGGGGGGAGCCCGGCGACAUCGGCUGCGGCAACACGUACUGGGUCUCGGGCAACGGGUGCGGCGUCAACGGCAACGACUGCCGGCCCUUCAACGGCAGCGGCUUCGCCUUCCGCUGCCCCUCGAGCUGCCUGAGCUACCAGGUGCUCAACCCGCGCGCCGUCGGCGACCAAGAGAUCAACUACGCGCCCUUGAUCAUCGGCGGGCCCCCCCGCGCCGACUCGGACGCCGCGCCCGUCUACCGCGGCGACUCGUUCAUCUGCGCCGCCGCCGUGCACGCGGGCGUCAUAUCCAACGCCCGCGGCGGCUGCGGCGUCGUCUCCCUCGUCGGCCAGCAGAGCGGCUUCGUCGCCUCGGUGCGCAACGGCGCCAGCAGCUUCGGCUUCGACUCGUACUUCCCGCUGUCCUUCACCUUCGAGGAGGGCAUCGACUGCGAGGCCUCGGACAACCGCUGGGCCCUUUUGGGAGUCUCUGUCGCCUUCUCCAUCGUCUUCUCCAUCUUCGUCUCCUCGCCCGCCCUCUUCUUCUUCAGCAUCUUCUCGGGCGUCUUCUGGCACGUGGGGCUCGCGUCGGACCCGCCCCCGCACAGCACCGUGCCGGCCCUGCUGUCCAACCUGCUCGGCAAGUACCUGCCCGCCAUGCUGGCCGCCUGGGUCAUCUACGACCGCAUGGGCGUCCGGAGGGCGCUGACGGGCCUCACGGCGCAGCUCGAGAAGACCUUCUUCUGGCUCGGCGCCUGCUGGUUCGGCGCCCUCGAGAACGUCUCCUUCUCCUGGAUCCCCAUCUCGCGCCUGACCUCGCACGACCUGAACCAGCAGCCCGGCGCCAAAGCCGCGCUCGCCUUCAUCGUCAUCAUCCUGGUGUGCGUCGCCGCCUCCCAGAUCUGGUACUUCCGGCAGGAGGCGCGCCUGGUGAAAUACCUGCAGCUCUACGUGCUCUUCGUCGCGGGCCUGCUGCUCAUGCUCGCGCUGCCGGACCUCAACCUGCGCAUCCACCACUACAUCCUCGCGCUGCUGCUCCUGCCCGGCACGAGCAUGCAGACGCGGCCCUGCCUGCUGUACCAGGGCCUCCUCGUCGGCCUCUUCAUCAACGGCGUCACGCGCUGGGGGUGGGACUCGAUCCUGCAGACCGCCUACGCCCUGCAGGGCGACUCGCAGACGGGCUCGCCGCUGCCCGACAUCGCCGAGCCCGUCAUCAGCCUCGCCUCUUCUGCCGCCACGGCCGCUGCUGCCACGGGGGUAGCGGCGGCGGCGGCGGCGGCGGCGAACCUGUCCACCAUCACCUUCACGUGGGGCCCGCCGCCGCCCGGCCCGCGCUACGACGGCAUCAGCGUCCUCGUCAACGACGUCGAGCGCUUCCGGCACUACUUUGCCGACGGCGAGGACAUCCAGGCCCUCUCCGCCGUAGACGGCAGGAACGACAGCGACACCGAGAACAAGUUCGUCUGGCGGCGCCGCGCGGGCGAGCGCGUCAACGAGUACUUCCGCUUCGCGUACAUGGAGGGCAGCCAGAGCUGGGACUACACCAAGGCCGGCGUCUGGAACGAGGGCGGCGAGUGGGUCGAGAUGAAGGCCGGGCCGUCGAGGGUGAAAGCCCGCCGCGGCCUGGAGAAGAGCCGAGGUGGCGGCGCGUGGAAGGUCGAGGGGGAGAGGAGCGAGUUGUGA
Messenger RNA from Thyridium curvatum, 2151 nucleotides. RefSeq lists its product as uncharacterized. NCBI's taxonomy places the organism in Eukaryota, Fungi, Ascomycota, Sordariomycetes, Thyridiales, Thyridiaceae. The transcript has a single exon. The record is from RefSeq and is a predicted model, not a curated record. The coding region runs from base 1 to 2151 and encodes 716 amino acids.